Messenger RNA from Pungitius pungitius (ninespine stickleback), 2819 nucleotides. RefSeq names its product inositol polyphosphate-5-phosphatase Ka (gene inpp5ka). Lineage: Eukaryota; Metazoa; Chordata; Actinopteri; Perciformes; Gasterosteidae. The record is from RefSeq and is a predicted model, not a curated record. Gene Ontology annotation, biological process: phosphatidylinositol dephosphorylation; negative regulation of peptidyl-serine phosphorylation; negative regulation of phosphatidylinositol 3-kinase/protein kinase B signal transduction. Gene Ontology annotation, cellular component: plasma membrane; endoplasmic reticulum; ruffle. The transcript has 14 exons. Gene Ontology annotation, molecular function: phosphatidylinositol-4,5-bisphosphate 5-phosphatase activity; phosphatidylinositol-3,4,5-trisphosphate 5-phosphatase activity; inositol bisphosphate phosphatase activity. Bases 142 to 1605 code for a protein of 487 amino acids.
UUCGGACAAGGGGCGGGACCAACAACUACUGUCGAGCUGCCUGUUUACUGUUAACGUUACUGUAUGUUUUUCGCUACUAAGCCGUUAUACUAACAACGAAAACAAGAUUCACCAAAGCACAUCCGGUAACCAGGUGAGGAGAUGACGGAGGAGAGCGAGGAGCCGAAGGGACGCGUCGAGGAAGCGAGCUUCAGGCUGCACAUGGUCACCUGGAACGUGGCGACCGCUGAUCCUCCCGAGGACUUCACGCUGCUUCUCCACCUGAACUCCCCUAAGAGGCCCGACCUCUACGUCAUCGGCCUGCAGGAGGUCUCCUCCCGGCCGCUCCGGUUCGUGUCCGACAGCGUGUUCGAUGACCCGUGGACCAAGCGGCUCAUGGACACAUUGUCGCCACGGCGAUACGUCAAGUUGUCGUCCAUCAGAAUGCAGGGUCUGCUGCUGCUCGUCUUCUCCAAACUGACCCACGUCCCCUUCAUCAGGGACAUCCAGACCACCUACACACGCACGGGCGUCUUCGGCUACUGGGGCAACAAAGGCGGCGUGUCGGCCCGCCUGUCCUUCUACGGCCACAUGCUGUGCUUCCUCAACUGCCACCUGGCGGCUCACAUGGACUUCGCCUCGCAGCGGGUGGACGAGCUCGAGUACAUCGUGGACGCGCAGACGUUCCACUGCCAGAAGGCCCCGAAGAUCGACAACCACCGUCUGAUGUUCUGGUUCGGAGAUCUCAACUUCAGAAUCCAGGACCACGGGAUGCACUUUGUCCGGUCGUGCAUCAAGGAUCAGACCUACGACCUCCUGUGGAGCAAAGAGCAGCUGACCAUGAUGAAGGAGAAAGAGCAGAUCCUCCAGCAGUUUGAGGAAGGGCCUUUGGACUUCCCCCCCACCUACAAGUUUGACCUGAACUCCGACACCUAUGACAGCAGGCUCUACAGGACUUGGUUUGGCUUAACCGGAAAGAAGCGGAAACCCGCCUGGACCGACCGGAUUCUGUGGCGCCUCCGAAGCAAGGCGCCGCCCUCCGACGGGGCAGCUGAGGAGAAGGCGUGGAGCGCUGAGGAGGAGGAUGAGGAGCAGCAGGAGGAGGAGGAGGAGGAGUACCCGCUGAGGGUCAGGCAGGACUUGUACACCAGCCACAUGGAGUACAGGAUCAGCGACCACAAGCCCGUCAUCGGCGUCUUCACGCUGGAGCUGAGGAAGAAAUCCGACGCUCCUCUGGUGAGUCUGCAGGCGGAGGGCGACUGGAGCGCCGACAUGGACGCCAUGGUCCUCUACCGCCCCCUGCAGCCCUUCGCCUCCAGCGCCUGGGACUGGAUCGGACUCUACAAGGUCGGCUUCUGCAGUGUGUCGGACUACAUCACCUACACCUGGGUCAAAGACAACCAGGUGGCCUCCAAUGAAGAAGUCAUUCAGGUGUACGUCAGUAAAGAGGGGAUCCCCGUGCGUGGAGCACAGUGUGUGUUGUGUUACUACAGUAACACUCUGCAGAGCAUCAUCGGAGUCAGUGAGGCGUUCAAGGUCCAUGAGUCCAAGGUGGCCGGCGAGGAAGGUUUUUUCCACGAGAAGAUCGGCGCCCUGGAGCUCGCCGUGUUCACAGAGGACCUCUAGAACCCCCUCCGUCUGGGGGGGCUGUUCGAUGGAAGCGGAUGUAUUUGGGUCCAGGUGGUCCGAGGCUUUUAAUUGCUGUGUUUUCCUAACUCGCCCCCAAAGGAGAGCGAUCAGGAAGUGGUGCCUGUGCGUCCUCGCCGACCUCCUCGUUGCUGCUGCUGCUGCUGCUGGUGCUGCUGGUGGUGGUGGUGGAGGUGGAGGUGGUGCUGCUGGGCGGAGUUCUCACCAACGGACAGGUGUUGAGUCUGAAGGUUCCGUGGGCUCCUUCAUCAACAGGAGGAUGGAAACUCAAACAUGGAUAAGGGGCAACAUUUGGAUUUAUUAUAUCACAACAUGUUCAAUAGACCACAAAGCAGGGUAUGCUUUAGGGCGGGGCUUACUGUGAUUGACAGGUUCCUACUAGAACGUUAGUACCGUCUCUGACUCCUCCAAAGUCCAAAUAUGGUCACUUCCACUUAAACCCCCUAAGAUGGCGACGCAUAAAAUGUUGACCUCGAGCUUGAAAACAUGUGUUCAUAAAAGCUGAAUCGUGUGAUCAGUCCUUUCUCAACUUUGAAUAUUUAUCUUCUGACGGCCGCAAAUAUCAAAAAGGGAACUGAACUAAAGCUCGUUGUCUCUUUCCCGUCGUCGAUGUCCAUUCAAGUGAUUUCAUUUUUAAGGGAUGUUCCCUUGGUUACUGCAGGAUAUGAAUGAAUUAAUAUUAUGAAUCUCUGCGUUACGAAGUGUAUUCUCCACUGUUCUGUUAGAAUAUUCACAUGCUGCUUCAGGAGGAUAAGAGGAGAUUAUUUAAAGAGCUCACGUGGUUCCUAAAUGUUAUUCAUUCCCUUGAAUUACUCAUCGAGGAACCACAGUUUAUUGUUAAUUGAUACGUGUUUAGAGGUUUAUCGUUGGUGUAAACUAAAGGAAUAUAAAUAUCAUUUCAGACAACAAGGAUUCACCGAGUGCCUUUGAAAUGAUUGAAGCUUUAUGGAGACGGAAAUAUUCAGAUUAUUUAUCAGAACUCAUCCUCCUGAUCUUAAAUAUUUCCGUUGUAAGCUUUCAGUAGAAAGUUAUUAUUGGCUGGCUGGAAUCAAUUAUUGGCCAAUUUGUCUUUUUCUGUUAAAUAUUUUGUACUAAUAAGAGAUAUUUUCUGAAAUACAGAUAAAGUGUAACGUACUGUAAGGAUUCCAGCGUGUGCAGCUCUGCAAAACAAAUAUUAAAUAAUUCUCACUUUA